AUGUUGAAAGGUUUGCAUCUUCUUUUCGUACCACGGGUCAAUAGUGCCGUGGAAAGGUAUCGACUUAAAAUAUGGCGCAAUGCAGGUGCCGAUUUUAAGGAUAUGAGAGAUAUUAGCAAGGCCAAGAUUCUGCCGAUUAAGGAUAGUUUUUUUGUUAUUGUUAACGAUCUUGCUGAUGUGGCCGAGAGAGACCAAGCUGUUGCCAAUGUUAAGAGUAAACUUGCUGAUCCCAAAACUUUGUUCCUUAAUAGUGAUUGGUUGUUCAAAUCUAUGAAGGAAAGUAAGUUAUUGCCAUGCAGAGAGUUCAUUUAUCACCUCACUGUUGAACCUCAGAGAAAGAAAUUGAAAUUUGCCGAUGAAAAUGGUAAGAAGAAACAUAUUGAUCAGAUUGAUGGUAUUGUUUCCAUUCUCGUAAGAAAUAGAGACCAUAAGCCAAUCGACAAGAUGCGUCAGAAAGUAUUGACGACGAAUAAGUUGAUUACAGAGCAGUUUGAGAGAAUGAUUGAUCUUUUGGAGGUUGAGAAGGUGAUUGAUCCUACUGCAGAAUUCCGAACAAUUCAGUAUAGAAACGCCUUAAAGACUAUACAGACUCUUACGUCACCCAUAAAAUCCGCAGAUGUUUUGGACAGUUACUAUGGAUUUGGAAAGGCACUAAAAAGUCACAUCACCGAGAUUUUGAGUACGGGUACGUUUGCUAAACUUGAAGUGUUACAAAAAAAGGUUUCUGCAAAUAAAGAUCUUCGACUAGUGAACGAGAUAUGUGUGAUUCAUGGAUUCGGACCCGUCACAGCAUACAAGUUGAUAAGAAAAUAUGACAUUGUCGAAGUGAGUGAUUUACAGAAUAAGAAAGUUUAUGAAUCACUUACUAAACAGCAACGACUUGGAUUAAAAUACAAGAAUGACUGGGGUCAAAGAAUUCCUCGGCGUGAUGUGGAGAGACUUUAUCAACGGAUGCUCGAUAUUGUGGCUGGCAACGUUAUUGGUGAUAUAUCAAACAAACCGGUAAUAAAAAUAGCCGGAUCAUACCUACGUGGAAAGAAAGAUUGUGGUGAUAUGGAUAUCAUACUAUAUCAAAAGGGCUUGAAUGAUCCACAGCAAUUGCAUAAGCUGCUUUAUGAAUUGGUAACACUUUUGGAAAAAGAGAGAUUUAUCAAUUGUGAGUUGACCGAAAUCACGCCGAAAAGCAACAAAUUCAAUGGGGGGUGUGUUUUAAGUGAGGAUCCGGACGAGAUAUGUCGUAGAAUCGACAUAAUUUGUGUGGAAUAUCAGCAAUUAGGCAGCACUAUGAUAUAUUUCGUUGGAAACGAUACAUUUAAUAGGGGGCUUCGGCUCAUAGCCAAUUUAAAGGGAGAGAGGUUAAGUGAUAAGGGAUUGGUUGAAGUUGUUGAGAAAUCUGAUGGAAUUGAGGAAGAGAGACUUAUUGAAAGCUUUGAUGAAAAGAAGAUUCUUGAGUUAUUGGGAGUUGGCUGGGUUGACUAUACUGAUAGGAAUGUGUGA
Molecule: messenger RNA, 1497 nt
Organism: Brettanomyces nanus
Lineage: Eukaryota; Fungi; Ascomycota; Pichiomycetes; Pichiales; Pichiaceae
Exons: 1
Coding region: 1-1497 (498 amino acids)
Biological process (GO): double-strand break repair via nonhomologous end joining
Cellular component (GO): nucleus
Molecular function (GO): DNA-directed DNA polymerase activity; DNA binding
Source: RefSeq, a predicted model, not a curated record